Rotaria sp. Silwood1 is the source of this 297-nucleotide messenger RNA. The record is from the annotation of a GenBank genome assembly. Lineage: Eukaryota; Metazoa; Rotifera; Eurotatoria; Philodinida; Philodinidae.
AUGUAUCUUAUCAGUACAAUUUUUAUUAUUAUAAUAAUAUUCUAUAAUAAUAUAGUACAUGGAAAAGAUUUUGGCUAUCCAACUAUUACUCAAGCUGGUUUUCAUCAUAAUGCAUUACUUUAUAUUGAUGGAAAUCAUUCACCUGAAAAAUUAAUGUUAUGGCUAACAGGUUCAUAUGAAACAAUUGAUUCUUAUAAUAUUAUUUUUGAUACAAUAACAAUUCUUGUUGAAAAAACAUCAUCAAAUUCUUUAACAACAUAUUCAACAAAUGAACAAGAUUGGAUAUGGUUUGCUUGA